AUGCGUUAUACAAUCUCUUCGCGACAUGGCCAGAAAGCUACUUCACUAGCCUGCCAAGACCACACGGCUCUCGUGGCGUCGACGAGCCCUGGUGGAAACUACGUCAGUCACAAAUAUUCUUGGAUGAUAGCUUCCGAGGAGCGUCUACGCUGCCUCUUGAGGGUGGAGGAAGUCGAUGCCCGCAAGCAGGUUGUGGCCCGCUUCCAGCCUGCCUUGACCUUGGCCUGGGAGCUGGCGGAGACAGAUUCCUUAUUGGCUCGCGAGUUGGCCAAGUGUCGAGAAGCGUCCGGCCCACGGCAAGCUAUUUGGGAACGUGGAGACGAUUGCCACGGCCGUAUUGCGUCGCCCACUCCACUAGUAUCAUCGUUGAGCCAAGAUGGACAGGAGUACGAAGAGUGGAACGGCUUCUCCGACGCCGAGUGUGGGGAUUAUAGCGACGUUGAACCUAUUCCCAAUCCACAAAUCCCCGGUACUGCAGCUCCAUCGAUCGAGGCCCUUCACGCCGAGCCACCAGGAACCGUCUAUAUGAGAAGGGACAUAUAUAACGCCAGGGCGCUUCUGCGCCGCGAGAAUCUUGGCGGAAUGAGCCCCACAGCCGCGUUAAUCAAGCUUUUCGACGAGAGGGGCAUCCCCUAUAUCGCCAAGUGGUCAGAGACCGAACCUGACCGCCUUGUUGGGUUGGUAUGGACCUUUCCAUACUGUAUCCGUAUGUGGAAACGCUUCCCGGAGGUGAUAAGCUUCGACAACACUUACAACACAAAUCGCUUCAAGCUCCCGCUCUUCCAGGCGACGGGUCAAACUUGCCUCAAGUCGGUCUACAACGCUGCCUUCGGCUUGAUCGAUAACGAAAGGCGUGAAGGCUUCCAAUUCCUCGCUGAAGGGAUUAGGCAGUUGUUUGAGAGGCAUGGAAUUCAACUACCCAACGUUGUGAUCACGGACUUCGACCAACAGAUGAAGGCGGCACUGGAAGAUCAGUUUCAGACGCUCAACAACAGCUUUGUAUCUUCCAUAUCAACUCGAACGUACUACUUAACGCCAAGCGCAAGUGGAAGCACGCCAAGGAAGACAGCGACGGUGGCUCUAAUAAGGGAUUUCCCGGUGAUCUGCCGGAUCGGGUGA
Molecule: messenger RNA, 1119 nt
Organism: Hirsutella rhossiliensis
Lineage: Eukaryota; Fungi; Ascomycota; Sordariomycetes; Hypocreales; Ophiocordycipitaceae
Product: MULE transposase domain-containing protein
Exons: 3
Coding region: 1-1119 (372 amino acids)
Source: RefSeq, a predicted model, not a curated record